GGCAGGCAUGGAGAUGUGCCACUCAGAUCCUUCUUCAAGAAAGGACUUGCUGCCCUGCUCAGGGGCCAGUAGUGUGAUCAGCAGAUGGCCUCCAGCUGUCAGCGCAUUCAGGGUCUGCCUCAGCUGCAGUCCUGCCCUUCCCAUGGCCGCCAUAUACUAUCUGAGGGAGAGGGGAGUAUAAAGGGUGGAGUGGGGCACUCCAACUUACAAUACUGACUCCAGAGCUCCCUGUCUCAUCAUCUGCUUCUGGCAAACCUAACUGCAGUGCAAAUUAACUCAUGCAACCAACAUGAAGAGAAUUGCCAUCUCAGACCUCUCACAGCAACUAAGGCUGCAAAUUUGGGAUAUCAGUCAAAAUUCCUGUUACUACUUCCUGUGAUGAUUUUACGGGAAGUAACUCGGUUAGUUACUUGAGCCCCAAGUAACUAACCGAGUUCCCUUUUCAUGGUGAAGCUCUACCUGCUUACCCAAUAUAUUACUGUAAUCUUACUUGAAAUCGUUUUCUGCCUGAUAUAAAUAUGUACAAGCACACCCCACCCAGGCACACAUGGCCUGUAGUUCCCACAACCUCACUGCACUUAAUCUUGGCUCUGCCAACAAUUAGCUGUGGGAACUUGGGCAAUUUAUUUACCAAUCUGUGCUCAAUUUCCUUAUCUGUAAAAUAGGCAUCGUCAUCUGAUAGGGUUGUAAAGAGUAAAUGAGCUAGUACUUUAAAAAGUGUGUAGAUAGAACAGCCUCUGCCAAUACUGCAUAUUCAAUAAAUGCUAGCCAUUAUCAUUAUUGGUCUGAGUUCUACAUUGUCUAUACGUUUUCUUAUCUGUCUCAGCAACCAACAUCCUAUAAUAACAUAUCGACUAAUCAAUUACAGAAAAAGUUCUUAUGUUUCAAGCCCCUUAAUUAUCAGACUUCAGAUUUUUGGACCUAGGUUAAAUCCUAGACUUGACUUCAGUUGAAUUUGUUAUCAGCUGAAUGUUUUGGAUUUUCCCAAUUCAUGAAGAUGUAAACCAGAUACGUGAAGAUUAAAUCGGGAGCAUAUAUGUAAAAGGCUUUUAUGAAAUAUAAAACAUAUGAAAAUGUGGGAUAUUAUUCCAAUAUUAUUAAGAAGCUAGACAACUCCUGCAAUUACAAAAUGAAAUUCUUCGCUCUUCAAGUAAAAUUGAGCCCCUUCCCCAAAAUGAUUUCCCCCUCGGUGGUUAAAGCUCAAAUGAGGCCGAUUUAAGAGGAAUCAUUUUAAAAUGAUUGGAUAGCCUACCAUAGGGCAAAGUUCCGAAGAUGCUGAAAUGACUUUAAAGCAUUUAGGACCAAAUGUUAACAUCUAUUAUCAGUCCUAGGAAAUCAUAUUUUUCAGUCCUCCUGAAAAUUCUGUUAAAUAAAAGGUUAGACUUCUUUCAACGCCUAAGAAAGUUAUUCGCAUAUCAAAGAAGAGCAUAUUUAAGAAAAACAAAAGCUGCCCUUGCUUUUGACCACAAGUUGGGAAUUUUCUGUCAUUGGUGCAGCGCCUGAAAACAAGAUCCAACUUUCAUUUGGCUAUUUCUACGGGGCCUCGAAAAUCUAAAAUAUUGCAAACAAUGGGACCCACUGUUUAAUGCUACGCGUAUUUUAACAAAUUCCCUCCAAGAAGUGUACAUAUUUUAAGAUGCCAGUUUGGAAAAACAGACUGCAGGUCGCCACGACGGAUCUCACACAAUAUGGAAUAACGGAAUACACAGCCCGAAGCCUUUUGCUGUGUUGUUUUUAACAAGAGGGGAUGGGCGUAGAAGAAAUGGGCUUAAAACACCCGAUGCUACAGCUAGCAAACUGAUUGUUCCAGAGCGCUGGACGUUCCUCCGAGCAGGGAGCCACCAGGGAGGGGUGCAAAGACACAGGAAGCGGCCUCUUUCCCGUUGACACUGCGGAGACGCCGCUAUCCCUACAUAUUCCUACCCGCGGCUCCCCGACCCAAUGUGGGGUCACCCGAGAGCAGCGCCCCGGCAAGAUCAGGCUCAGCUCCCAGCUCUGCCCGCUAGGGCCCCCCGACACGCCAGCGUCGGGGAGGGGCGGGGAAGGGAGAGAGAGUUUUCUGGUGAGAAAACAAGGAAAAGAGGAGGCGGUUGCGCAAUCUGGGCCUGGGGUGCGGCUCGGGGAACAAAGAGGGCGUGAAAGCACCAGCAGCCCAGACUCUGCGAAUCCACUCAAAUCUGCCGCCGGGGCAGAGCCCCAGUGCUUGUGGAUACGCAGAUUUCUCAAAGCCAGUCCAGCCUACAGGAUCACAAAUGCUAUCUCGCAGCACCCAGGACUCUACACUGUAAACAAACGCCGGGGCUGCUCGGGCCCAGGGAAAUUUGAAAACAAUCGCUUCACAUCUGCCAUUCACCUCAACCUCCUUCAGCUCACGAUUGCAGACGGCCAGGGGCGACGGCAGCUGGGCAACGCCUCAACCGAGCUUGGUCCUUCCCUUUGGUCCCACCCCACUGCUCAGCGCGGAUUGGUGGCGGGGAGCAACUCCGGCGCUGAUUGGGCGGCGGCGGAGUCGCUCAAGGAGACAGCUUUUGGUUCCUCCCCUUCCACCCUAUCCCUUAAUUUUAUUUUUUUUGAAGCGUCUGCAUUUCAAGCUGCCAAGUUGGAGAGAGUGAUUGCAGAAGGGAGUGCUCCUCAUUUCAGGUAUCUUACCCUCUAGCUGUUACUGAGAAAACCAUUUUGAUUCAGGAUCUAAUAUGAGAAUCCAAAGCUUACUCUGAGCCAAAUCAUAAAGUUGAAAUCAAAAGUAGCUAUAUUUAGGUAGACACUAAAUUUGAAUGCCUUAACUUUUAAGACUGGUAUUCAUCAGAGGUCCUAAACUUUGCAUUACCCUUCCAUUUAAUUAUGCUUUUAAAAAACUAUUAUAUGAGGAAUAAACCUAUUUAAAUGAGAGUUUUCUUUAGGUCUUCGUUAAGCCUUCACCUAAAGAAUAAUGGGAUGCAGAGUAAUCAGUAAAAUAUAUGCAUUAUUUUGAAUGAAUCUUAUUUUGGAUAAUAUAAAUAUUUAUGUAAUUUAAGUCCAGAGAAAUAGUAGCUAACUUUUGGUUUACAGUUUAUUUUUCAAUGUUAACACACAGUGUUUAGAUACAACAGAAUUCUGUGUCUUGCAAAACUUUGAACUGUUUGUGUGUUUUUGACCUAGCUCAUCAGAAUAAUUACUAGCCCUGAAAGGAGCCUUAAGAUGUAUGACGGUGUCAACAGUGAAUGUAUCUAAUGGCAGUAGGCAUCAGAAAGCUAGAAGAGAUUCCAAGAUACUGUAUAUCAUGAAAGGGGAUGAUAAAUUAUGGCCCCAUGCUGUCUGUUUUUAUAAAUAGAGAUUUAUUGGAACACAGUUGUGCCCAUUCUUUACCGUUGUGUCUAUGGCUGCUGCCAUGCUACAACUACAAAGCUGAGUAGUUGCAACAGAGACCAUACGGCCCAUCAGGUAAAAAACAUUUACCGUAUGGCACUUAACAGGAGAAGUUUGCCAACCCUGCCAUGGGACCUCAAGGUCCCUUCCUUAAAAAUGCAUUUAUCAACUCAUUAUUUCUUAGUCCAAUGGUUCCCAAACUGUGUUUUAUAGAAGAUUAAUGUUAUCUUAAGUUAAUAAGCGUUGUGAGAAAAAGAUCAAUGCUAACAAUAGUUUCUUCUUUUAGAAUUUAUUUUAAAAUGUAAGUUUAAGACUACUAAACUCAUUUCUAUAGCUUUUAUUUUUAUGUGAUAAUCUACCUUUAAGAAAAGGUGUGCCAUACCUGAGAGCACCAGGAAGUCGAAUGAGAGAUCACCUGAUACACGAACGUGUGAUGUUCCAUCUGCGCGUUGAUGCAUAGGCAGCACUUACAAAUUAACUGAUGUGUUGCUAUAUAUCAUCUCUUUGAUGGUUGCUCAUCUUCUGUGUAUCCUGUCUUAUAAUUUCAACACAUUUGUGAUACUCAAUGUUUAUUCUAAAUUAACCAUGUUUUGUACCACAAAUUCAUUGCCUAUGGAUCUGUUGCUGAAACAAGGAAGUCUUAAACAAGAAGUAGAAUCUUUUUGUUACCAAAUUGUGUCUGAAUCAAAUGAUCAAAAGGUUGGAAUAUUACAGAGUGAAGAUGAGCAGUUGCAGCCUGCAGUUUCUAAAAAUUCAGAAGGUGAGCUUUCCAGGGUCAAAUUUAUGUCCAAUUCCAACAAAAUAACAACAUUUAGUAAGAAACCAAAAAGAAGAAAAUAUGAUGAAAGUUAUUUGUCUUUUGGAUUUACUUACUUUGGAAAUAGAGAUGCACCUCAUGCCCAGUGUGUAUUAUGUAAGAAAAUUUUAUCAAAUAGCUCUUUGGCCCCUAGUAAGCUUCGAAGACAUUUGGAAACUAAACAUGCUGCAUACAAAGACAAAGACAUAAGCUUUUUCAAGCAACAUCUUGAGUCACCUGAAAAUAAUAAACCCCCAGCACCUAAAAUUGUCAAUACAGAUAAUGAAAGUGCUACAGAAGCAUCAUACAAUGUAAGUUACCAUAUAGCCCUGAGUGGAGAGGCUCAUACUAUUGGAGAAUUGCUUAUCAAGCCUUGUGCAAAAGAUGUGGUGAUGCGGAUGUUUGACGAACAGUAUAGUAAAAAAAUAGAUGCAGUACAGCUAUCAAACAGUACUGUUGCACGUCGAAUUAAGGAUCUAGCUGCUGACAUUGAAGAAGAGCUUGUUUGUAGACUGAAAAUUUGUGAUGGGUUUUCACUGCAACUAGAUGAAUCAGCUGAUGUUUCAGGACUUGCUGUGCUGCUUGUGUUUGUUCGUUACAGGUUUAAUAAGUCUAUUGAGGAAGACCUACUCUUAUGUGAAUCUUUGCAAAGUAAUGCCACUGGUGAAGAAAUUUUCAACUGCAUCAACAGUUUUAUGCAGAAACAUGAAAUUGAAUGGGAAAAAUGUGUUGAUGUUUGUAGUGAUGCUUCCAGGGCAAUGGACGGGAAAAUUGCUGAGGCUGUCACCUUGAUAAAAUAUGUGGCUCCCGAAAGCUCCAGUAGUCACUGCCUGUUAUAUAGACAUGCACUAGCAGUUAAAACAAUGCCUGCAUCUCUGAAAAAUGUGCUAGAUCAGGCCGUACAAAUCAUCAAUUAUAUUAAAGCUCGACCACAUCAAUCCAGACUACUAAAAAUUUUGUGUGAAGCAGUGGGUGCCCAGCACACAGCACUUCUUCUAAAUACAGAGGUGAGGUGGCUUUCCCGAGGUAAAGUUCUUGUAAGACUUUUUGAGCUUCGUCGUGAAACUGUUGUUUUCAUGGAUUCUGCUUUUCGACUGUCUGAUUGUUUAACAAAUUCAUCUUGGCUGCUAAGACUGGCAUAUCUUGCAGAUAUUUUUACUAAAUUAAAUGAGGUUAAUCUGUCAAUGCAAGGAAAAAAUGUGACAGUGUUCACAGUAUUUGAUAAAAUGUCAUCAUUGUUAAGAAAAUUGGAAUUUUGGGCCUCAUCUGUCGAAGAAGAAAACUUUGAUUGUUUUCCUACACUCAGUGACUUUUUGACUGAAAUUAAUUCUACAGUUGAUAAAGAUAUUUGCAGUGCCAUAGUGCAGCACCUAAGGGGUUUGCGCUCUACUCUGUUAAAAUAUUUUCCUGUAACAAAUGACAAUAAUGCUUGGGUUAGAAAUCCAUUUACAGUAACUGUUAAACCAGUCUCAUUAGUAGCACGGGACUACGAGAGCCUGAUUGAUUUAACAUCUGAUUCUCAAGUGAAACAAAAUUUCAGUGAACUUUCACUAAAUGAUUUUUGGAGUAGCCUAAUUCAAGAGUACCCAAGUGUUGCAAGGCGUGCAGUUCGUGUACUUCUUCCUUUUGCUACAAUGCACCUGUGUGAGACAGGAUUUUCAUAUUAUGCUGCAACAAAAACGAAAUACAGGAAAAGACUCGAUGCUGCACCUCACAUGCGGAUCCGACUUAGCAACAUUACACCUAAUAUUAAGCGGAUAUGUGACAAAAAGACACAAAAACACUGUUCUCAUUAAAAUUGGAGGGUUUUGCAUGCCUCUUGAUAACCAAAUAUAAGAUGAAAAUAAAAGAUGAUUUACUUCACUGAUGAUA
Molecule: messenger RNA, 6013 nt
Organism: Balaenoptera musculus (blue whale)
Lineage: Eukaryota; Metazoa; Chordata; Mammalia; Artiodactyla; Balaenopteridae
Gene: ZBED5
Product: zinc finger BED-type containing 5
Exons: 2
Coding region: 3853-5937 (694 amino acids)
Molecular function (GO): DNA binding
Source: RefSeq, a predicted model, not a curated record